Molecule: messenger RNA, 1141 nt
Organism: Triplophysa rosa
Lineage: Eukaryota; Metazoa; Chordata; Actinopteri; Cypriniformes; Nemacheilidae
Source: the annotation of a RefSeq genome assembly
AUGGCAAGCCUACGAAAAACACAUCCCCUAAUCAAAAUCGCUAACCACGCACUAGUUGACUUACCAGCCCCCUCUAAUAUUUCAGUGUGAUGAAACUUUGGAUCACUCCUAGGAUUAUGCCUAGCCAUACAAAUUAUUACAGGGUUAUUUCUAGCUAUACACUACACAUCUGAUAUUUCCACCGCUUUCUCCUCAGUAGCACACAUCUGCCGGGACGUAAAUUACGGAUGAUUCAUUCGAAGCAUACAUGCUAAUGGAGCAUCAUUCUUCUUUAUCUGCCUUUACCUACAUAUUGCCCGAGGAUUAUACUACGGAUCCUAUUUAUAUAAAGAAACCUGAAAUAUUGGAGUCGUCCUAUUCUUAUUAGUAAUAAUAACAGCCUUUGUAGGUUACGUCCUCCCAUGAGGACAAAUAUCAUUCUGAGGCGCCACAGUCAUUACUAACUUACUAUCAGCAAUCCCAUAUGUAGGAAAUGCCCUAGUCCAAUGAAUCUGAGGCGGAUUCUCAGUAGACAACGCAACCCUGACCCGAUUCUUCGCCUUUCACUUCUUAUUCCCAUUUAUUGUUGCAGCAGCUACCCUUAUUCACUUAUUAUUUCUACACGAAACAGGAUCAAAUAACCCAACGGGGCUAAACUCAAACGCAGAUAAAAUCACCUUCCACCCAUACUUCUCCUAUAAAGACCUGCUAGGAUUUAUAAUUAUACUAUUAGCCCUAACAUCCCUAGCACUAUUCUCCCCCAACCUUUUAGGAGACCCGGAUAACUUCACCCCAGCCAACCCAUUAGUUACCCCUCCCCAUAUUAAACCCGAAUGAUACUUUUUAUUUGCCUACGCCAUCCUACGAUCGAUCCCAAACAAACUUGGAGGGGUUUUAGCCCUUUUAUUUUCCAUUCUUAUUUUAAUACUGGUACCCACUCUACACACAUCGAAACAACGAGGGCUAACAUUUCGGCCCGCCACCCAGCUCCUAUUCUGGGCACUAGUAGCAGAUAUAUUUAUCCUAACAUGAAUUGGGGGAAUACCAGUAGAACACCCAUUUAUUACCAUUGGACAAAUUGCAUCCAUCCUAUACUUCACACUAUUCUUAAUUCUAAUGCCACUGGCAGGUUGACUAGAAAAUAAAGCAAUGGAAUUAGCUU